Messenger RNA from Pristis pectinata (smalltooth sawfish), 2887 nucleotides. RefSeq names its product cAMP-dependent protein kinase type II-beta regulatory subunit. The coding region runs from base 268 to 1461 and encodes 397 amino acids. The record is from RefSeq and is a predicted model, not a curated record. NCBI's taxonomy places the organism in Eukaryota, Metazoa, Chordata, Chondrichthyes, Rhinopristiformes, Pristidae. The transcript is spliced from 11 exons. Gene Ontology annotation, molecular function: cAMP-dependent protein kinase regulator activity. Gene Ontology annotation, cellular component: cAMP-dependent protein kinase complex. Gene Ontology annotation, biological process: regulation of protein phosphorylation.
GGUUUCUGGGAUCACGUGUAGCUGGCGGUUGGUGAGCGGGGAGGUUCCUCUGGAAGAUGCUGCGAAUUACUCUGUGCCAUUGAAAACGGUCGAGGAAGAGGGGGGAAGUACCAUGAUACUUCAAUUCAGCAGGGCGGCAUUUUCUGGGGUCGGCGAGAGUUUGCAUGCGUCCUAGUCAUCGGAGAGUUUGUCAGGAGUUGAGUUGCCGUUGCGUUCUGCAGACGCUGUAAUUCUGUGGUGAUUUCCUCCGUGCAUCGCAGCACAGGGAUGAGCGUUAAAAUCCCCGCCGGGCUGACGGACUUGCUGCAAAGCUUCACCGUGGAGGUGCUGCGGAAGCAGCCGGACGACCUGGUCGGCUUCGCCGUACAAUAUUUCAGCAGGCUGCAGGCGAGCCGGGAGGUGUCCGUCGGCAGCGCCGCUGUGCGAGCCCCCAAGGCGGUUAACUUCGCCGAUGAACCCAUGCAAACCGACUCUGAGAACGGCGACGAGGAUGAAGAUGACAUAGAAGAGUUGGAAGCUCCAGUCAAAAACAGAUUAACUCGAAGACCCUCUGUCUGUGCGGAACCUUUCAAUCCUGAUGAGGAAGAGGAGGAUGCAGAACCGCGGGUUAUUCAUCCAAAAACUGAUGAGCAAAGGAGAAGAUUGCAAGAUGCAUGUAAAGACAUUCUCCUUUUUAAGAACUUGGACCAGGAACAAAUGUUUCAGCUAUUGGAUGCCAUGUUUGAAAGAUCUGUUGAAGUGGGUGAACACGUGAUUGAUCAAGGAGAUGAUGGUGAUAACUUCUAUGUAAUUGAAAGGGGAAAGUAUGAUAUAUUUGUAAAUGUGAAUGACAUACAAAAGUGUGUUGGGACCUAUGAUAACCAUGGUAGCUUCGGUGAGCUGGCAUUAAUGUAUAAUACGCCCAGAGCAGCAACCAUUAUUGCUACCUCCAGUGGAGCACUGUGGGGUUUGGACAGGACAACAUUUCGUAGAAUUAUUGUAAAGAACAAUGCCAAAAAACGGAGAUUAUAUGAAGAAUUUGUCAAGUCAUUGCCGCUUUUAACGUCACUAGAAUUAGGGGAAAGAAUGAAAGUAGUUGAUGUAUUUGGAACCAAAACGUACAACGAUGGAGAACGCAUAAUUGCUCAGGGAGACAAAGCUGAUAGUUUUUAUAUUGUAGAGUCUGGAGAGGUCCGGAUAACUAUGAAGCACAAGGCUAAACCUGAUGCAGAUGAUGGAGUGGAAAUAGCUCGUUGUUCAAGGGGACAGUAUUUUGGAGAACUUGCUUUGGUAGCAAAUAAACCUCGUGCAGCUUCUGCUUUUGCUGCAGGAAGCGUGAAAUGCCUAGUUAUGGAUGUGCAAGCAUUUGAGAGACUGCUUGGUCCUUGUAUGGACAUUAUGAAAAGAAAUAUUGCAAAUUAUGAGGAACAACUAGUGAACCUUUUUGGAACAAAUAUGGAUCUUGCUGAUCGAAGUGUAUGAAGAAAAAACAUCAAGCAAGUCUCAAUACAUCACUGUGGAAACUGAUUUUACCACUGAAAAGUGCAUUUGACUUGUGGAGAAGCAAACAAUUUGAAUUGUAUGGAACUAAACAAUUUUUAUAAUGAUUCUAUUUACUUCAAACCAAAAAAUAGAAAUUAUUCCUUUGCAGUUUAGGAAUAACCCAGAGUAAUAGUCUGUACUGCUUUUUUCACUCUCCAGAGUAAACAGAUGAUUAAAUAAUGGAAACAUUCUUAAAUAUGUUAGUCAUAUUUGAAGUGGUUUAUUCAAUCAAAUAUUUGUUCAGCAUUGUGUCUGUAGUGAUCAACAAAGAACACAAACAUUGGAUUUUAAAGAUGUUUUAGUAUAAUUUAAGUUGUCAGGUAAGAAUUUACAAUUAUGCCCUCAUUACAUUGAAAUAAACCAUUGAAUAUACAGAACAUGUAUAUAGGAGGAUUAAUAGAAUUGCAUUUAUAUGCAGUUUUGCAUCUUGUAAGUUUAAUUUUCAUUCAAAAGUGUGAUCUUUGGUGAACAUGAUUUAUUUUGGCUAUUUCAUUCUGGUGAUGAAUUAUAAUAGAAUGAACAUUUGGUAAAUCAAAAAUAUUGGAACUUGUUCAAAGAAAAAUAUGUAUGGUGAGGUGAAAGUUGGAAAAAAAACAAUGUAUUUAUUUCUAAACUUAUUUUUACAGGAAAGUCUGUUGCAUAAUGUAGUUUUUCCCUGCAAUUUUAAAUCUCCCACUAUUGUACAUAGGACUUUUUGGAACAAUGGAACAAUAGAACCACAGAGUCAUGAUGUGUUUUUAUGGUAGAGAUUGGAAUGAGGUGAGAGAAGCAAUUCCAAUAUUCUGUGGAAUAUGCAGGUAAUCACCAUUCUAGUGCUUCUAAUGGCUGCCUUCAGAACUGUAACCCAUUUAGACUUUGGCUUUUGAGUUUGAGUGCCGGGUAUUGUCACUGCAUUGAGGGGGGGAAGAGGAUUUGGCAGGGGUGGGCGUACUCAAGUAAGAGGAUGAUUCUGAUGUCGAUUUUCCCAUCAUGCAAUGCACAUUGUCCCAUUUAUAGGAAACCAGAGUAGAAACCCAUUUCAGUCCAACUACUUGUCUCACUCUAAUUCACAAUUCUUAUUUUAAUACGGAUGUUAUAUUGAAUGUAAGUGAGGAUUUUGAGAGUUUAAAAAAUAUAUAAUUGCAGUCUGGACAUGCAUCCAGAAUGUUUUGUCAAACUUAAAUGAUCACAACUGUACAUUAAGUAGUAGCCAGAUACUAAAGACUGUUGCUUGAUCAAAUGAUUAUCCCAAGUAAACAAUAUUCAUACCACGUUGCCCUGUAAUGGGAUUAUAUUCCUUUUUUUAACCUUGAAUUAUUACUAUGUUUUCUUAAGUAUAUCUAGGCAUUUUUAGAAGAUGUAUAUGCACCUAAUAAAAUAUGAAUUU